AUGCUGGACAAGUUCAGAAGCGAUUAUCUAGUCCACUUCUAUGGCGCAGUGAUGAUACCAAACAGAAUCUGCAUGGUCAACGAGUUUUGUGAGUAUGGGAGCAUUCAAGACCUGAUGAAGAAGCACAAAGAGAAGAUCUUGACACACAAAAUGACCGUCAAGUUCCUCCUUGAUGGCGCGCGUGGCAUUCUGUAUCUCCACGAGAAUGGCAUUCUGCACAGAGACAUCAAGCCAGACAACUUCCUUGUCACGUCUAUCCACGAAGACGUUCCUGUCAACGCAAAGUUGACUGACUUUGGCAGUUCGCGAAACAUCAACAUGAUGAUGACAAACAUGACAUUCACAAAGGGAAUUGGAACACCAACAUACAUGUCUCCUGAAGUGCUUGACAAGAGACACUACAAGUUCCCAGCAGACAUCUACUCGUACGCAAUCACAAUGUAUGAGAUCGAGAAGUGGGGACACGCAUUCCCAAAAGAGAAAUUCAAACACGCUUGGGAUGUCGCAAACUUCAUCACAACAGACAAGCGACCCGACAUCGACAAUGGGAUGGACACGUGGACAUAUCAAACUAUCUGCCUGUGUUGGAAAACAAACCCAAAAGAGCGACUGACAGCACAACAACUCGUAGAAACACUCAACAAGAAAUUCGACGAGCUCAAUUUCUUUUCAUCACACUAG
Messenger RNA from Entamoeba invadens IP1, 681 nucleotides. RefSeq names its product serine/threonine protein kinase HT1, putative. Lineage: Eukaryota; Evosea; Mastigamoebida; Endamoebidae. Bases 1 to 681 code for a protein of 226 amino acids. Gene Ontology annotation, biological process: protein phosphorylation. The transcript has a single exon. Gene Ontology annotation, molecular function: protein kinase activity; ATP binding. The record is from RefSeq and is a predicted model, not a curated record.